CCACGCACAACGGACACUAAUGUUUUUGUCACUUUUUAUGGAAUCAAACUCAAAAUAAGGUCACCUAACAGACUCAACAGAUGUGAUUGAGAACCACAUAGAAGAGGUGUUGUAUGAAUAAAGAUGAAUCAAUAUGAGUUUGGAUACCUGACUUGACCACACAACAGAUGCUUUUACUGCUAAUUCUUCACCUUGCACUUUGAGUGUGAAUGUGUGGCCUUGAGCUAUUUCCAAGGGACCAUAUGGCACAAUAUCGCACAAUAUAGGUCCUCGUUGCAUAAGCUAACAUGGACAAAGUGGUCAUCAGUCUCCUGUUCCUGGGAACCGCAGUUACGAUGGUCCAUGCAUGUCCCAAAUACUGUGUCUGCCAGAACUUGUCAGAGUCCUUGGGGACUUUAUGCCCCUCCAAAGGUCUACUCUUUGUUCCACCAGACAUUGACCGGCGAACUGUGGAGCUCCGGCUGGGUGGCAACUUCAUCCUCAAGAUCUCCACCCUGGACUUUGCCAAUAUGACAGGUCUGGUGGAUCUCACUUUGUCCCGAAACACUAUCAGCGACAUCCAGCCUUUCUCAUUUAUUGACCUGGAGACAUUAAGAUCGCUACACCUGGACAGUAACCGGUUGACUGAACUGGGACCAGAUGACCUCCGAGGACUGGUUAACCUGCAACACCUGAUCCUCAACAACAAUCAACUGAGCCGUAUCUCUAAAGUAGCCUUUGAUGACUUGUUACUGACACUGGAGGAUCUUGAUUUGUCAUAUAACAACUUGCGCACUGUGCCUUGGGAGGCCAUCCGAAAGAUGGUCAACCUCCAUCAAAUGAGUCUGGACCAUAACCUCAUCUCCUUCAUCGCUGAGGGGACCUUUACAGAUCUCGACAAACUGGCACGCUUGGACCUCACCUCUAAUCGUCUUCAGAAGCUCCCUCCAGAUCCUAUCUUUGCACGCUCCCAGAGCAAUGUGGUGAUGAGCACACCAUAUGCACCUCCGCUCUCACUAAGCUUUGGUGGAAACCCUUUGCACUGCAAUUGUGAAGUGCUUUGGCUUCGGAGACUGGAACGGGAGGAUGAUAUGGAAACCUGUGCUUCUCCUGCCAGUCUAAAGGGACGAUACUUUUGGUCUGUUCGUGAGGAGGAAUUUGUGUGUGAGCCCCCUCUGAUCACACAACAUACACACAAAUUGCUCGUGCUCGAGGGACAGACAGCUAGCUUGCGCUGCAAAGCUGUAGGCGAUCCAAUGCCAACUGUGCAUUGGGUUGCUCCUGAUGACCGUUUGAUUAGCAACUCCUCCCGAGCAACUGUAUAUGAAAAUGGGACUCUGGAUAUAACAGUCACCACAUCUAAGGACUACGGUACAUUCACCUGCAUAGCUGCUAAUGCUGCAGGGGAAUCUACAGCAUCCAUCGAACUAUCAAUCAUUCAACUCCCCCAUCUGAGUAAUGGUACAAACCGUACCACGCAGAACAAGUCAGGCCUGUCAGACAUAACAAGCUCUACUAAGAUCAGUAAAGGGGAGCCUAAAACUCUUCCAGAGAAGGUGGUGUCUGUAUCAGAAGUGACCGCUGUUUCUGCUCUGGUCAAGUGGAGUGUUAGCAAAGCAACUCCAAAGGUCAAAAUGUAUCAGCUUCAGUACAAUUGUUCUGAAGAUGAAGUCCUCAUUUACAGAAUGAUUCCCAUGACUAACAGGGCCUUUGUACUCACUAAUCUGGUCCCAGGGAUGCAGUAUGACCUGUGUGUCUUGGCCAUUUGGGAUGAUACUGCUACGACUCUCACUGCCACCAAUAUUGUUGGCUGUGUCCAAUUUGUCACCACUGAGGAUUACCCACAGUGUCAGUCUAUUCACAGUGGCUUCAUGGGUGGCACUAUGAUCCUGGUCAUCGGUGGCAUCAUCGUGGCCACACUGCUGGUUUUCAUCAUUAUCCUCAUGGUUCGCUAUAAGGUGACGAGUGGGAUCCAGACUAAUAAACUGCCCACUGUGAGUAACACAUACUCACAGACGAACGGAGGAAUGAACAGGUUCAACGGUGCCCCACCACAGGUUAAAUCUACAGUGGUGGUCAUGCGUGAGGAAAUGGUAGAGUUCAAGUGUGGAUCGCUCCAGAGCAGUCUCUCUUCAUCCUCCUCCUCCUCUAACUCAUUAGACAGCCAAACAGCAAGAGGGGCUGGUGACCGCUACAGCAUGCAAAGCAGUGAGUGCACCACCCUGCCCAGCAACAAGUUCAGGAGGCACGGCCCCAAAGCACGCCCAAACUUGGACCACCUUUUAGGAGCCUUCACCUCACUGGAGCUGCGAGGGGCAGGGAGAGACAGCGCAGGUACUUCUGGACCCUCCACCAGUUCCAAUGCUAUGGCAGUGGCCGUGGCACCACCGUCUGAUAAAGAACCAUUGCUUGGAAGGGCAGAGUCCACAACCAUGCUGGGACGCAUCCUUGGGCUCCCCCAGGAGGGUAAGCCAAAGAGGAGCCAUUCGUUUGACAUGGGUCAUGUAGGGGCCACACAGAGUCGCAGCAGCUACCCACGCAGGAUCAGUAAUAUCUGGACUAAACGCAGUCUGUCUGUUAAUGGCAUGCUGCUGCAGUAUGAUGACAGUGAGGAUGAGAAGCCCACUUUUGAGAGCUCCGAGUGGGUAAUGGAGAGCACGGUUUGAAGACCAUAGAGACCACAUGUGAGAUUCAUGACCAAACAAUAAAUCUAUAUGAGAAUAAAAGAAACAUGAGUGAAAAGUGAAGGAUAUCCCAAAGGGACACUAUCUUCUGCAUGAAGCUAACCCAAGUGAUAAUAUAAGACACUCAAAUCAAUAGAUUCCCGGUCAUGAUCUCAUCUCUGACAGUGUCAAACUGUAUUUGAAAAAUGUCCCCAUUUUAAAACAACUGCAGA
Molecule: messenger RNA, 2875 nt
Organism: Oreochromis aureus
Lineage: Eukaryota; Metazoa; Chordata; Actinopteri; Cichliformes; Cichlidae
Product: leucine-rich repeat and fibronectin type-III domain-containing protein 2
Exons: 5
Coding region: 288-2645 (785 amino acids)
Cellular component (GO): cell surface; postsynaptic density membrane
Molecular function (GO): protein binding
Source: RefSeq, a predicted model, not a curated record